Molecule: messenger RNA, 1835 nt
Organism: Condylostylus longicornis
Lineage: Eukaryota; Metazoa; Arthropoda; Insecta; Diptera; Dolichopodidae
Gene: Rab1
Product: ras-related protein Rab-1A
Exons: 7
Coding region: 238-852 (204 amino acids)
Molecular function (GO): GTPase activity; GTP binding
Source: RefSeq, a predicted model, not a curated record
UCGAAUACCAGACACUUGAGUGCGUUGUAAUAUUAAAGUGUUGGAGGAAUAAGAGAAAAAUUUUUAUCUAAUAUUUUUUUAACAAAAUAAAAAAGCCAAAAAUAUUAAUUAUUUUAGUGGGGAGUAAUAAUUUAAAAACAUAGUUUUUUUUGUAUUAAUUUCGCUACAAGUGAAAAAAUUAGUUAUAAUAUAAUUUCAUAUUAAUUACGAACCAAAACAGAAAAUUAGCAAAAAAAAAUGUCUGCGAUGAGUCCAGAAUAUGACUAUUUAUUUAAAUUACUGUUGAUUGGCGAUUCAGGUGUUGGAAAAUCGUGUCUUCUACUACGAUUUGCUGAUGACACAUACACAGAAAGUUACAUCAGUACAAUUGGUGUAGACUUUAAAAUUAGAACAAUUGAAUUGGAUGGGAAAACUAUUAAACUUCAAAUUUGGGAUACAGCUGGACAAGAGCGUUUCAGAACCAUAACAUCAUCAUAUUAUCGGGGUGCACAUGGCAUAAUUGUUGUUUAUGAUUGCACGGAUCAAGAAUCAUUCAACAACGUUAAACAAUGGCUUGAAGAAAUUGAAAGAUAUGCUUGCGAAAACGUUAAUAAAUUACUUGUAGGAAAUAAAUGUGAUCUAACAACAAAAAAGGUCGUUGAGCACUCAACAGCUAUGGAAUAUGCAAAUCAACUUGGAAUACCAUUUCUUGAAACUUCAGCUAAAAAUGCAACAAAUGUUGAGCAAGCUUUUAUGACAAUGGCGGCUGAAAUCAAAAAUCGAGUUGGACCGCCAUCAAGUGCCACCGAUACAACAAGUAAAGUGAAAAUUGAAGGGCGCCCAGUUGAAAAUACCAAAUCCGGUUGUUGCUGAAUUAAUUAAUAAAAACGAGAUAAUACAAAAAUUAAACGUACAUUAAAAAUAUAAUUACAAUUUUAACAUCAGCAUUUAUUUAUUUUUUUUUCUUUUUUCAAUGUCAAUAUUUACAUAUAUUGAAUUGUAUCAGAAAGUUAAAAAAAAUAAUAUUAAAAGUUUAUUUAAAUGCUAAAACUUUAAAAAAGGAAUCCAACAGUUGUGCUACAUUUUCACAAUUGAAUAAAACCAAUAUAUUAUAAUUAUAAUAAAACGUUAAAUAAAGUAAGAAAAGCAAAAAAAAACCGAUUAGAAACAAAAAUUUAAUUUUUAUUUUUAUAGUUUUAGUUACAUAAUUUUUUAUGAAAAAAGUAUGUAUUUCUCAAUUGAAAAUUUAAUAAAACUAUAAAAUUAAUCACACAUCAAAAAUUUUACCUUCACUUAAGAAUAAAGUAUGUAAAAAAAUAAGAAGUUCAAAUAUGCCACACAAUGUAUAACUUAAGAAAAAAUAACAAAAUGUUAAAAGAAAUUUUAAAGUAAAAUAGCAAAAGAUUUUAUGUGCAUGCAUAUAGAAAAAGUUUCAAAAUUUUUAAAUGCAGCUUUCUUUUAUAUGUAUUAUUUGUGUAUUUGAAAUAUAUAAUUUUUCAUUUUUAAGAUACAUAUUUAAAUGUAGGUAUAUCUCGAAUAUAUUGUACAACUUACAAACAGUAGUGAAGUCAAAUUCGUUUCAAUCUAUUUUUUCUUUAAAGAAACAUAAGGACGCAUUGUUUCAAAAGCUUCAGCUGUUUAUCAAGUAUUAAAAGUGAAAGUAUAAUUUAUAAUUUAGAAUAAUUUUUUCUUUAUAUACUAUUAAUGGGAUAAAAAUAUAAAUGAAACAGAAUAAAUCGUGGUUAUAGGAAACAUUCUUAUUUUCAUACUAUUAUUUUUUUUUGUAACAAAGUAGAUUGCUUACCUGUAUUAAUUUAUAACAUAAAAAGAAUAGUAAAUAAAUUUUUAAAGAUAAA